GUCCUUCGUGCUGCUGUUAGACUGUAGAGUGCUAAACAGAUGGGAGAGUAUAACAGCACAGCUCUUGUACCGUAGUUCUAUUUUACUUUUAAAAUCAGGAAGAGGAUCAGUUUGAGAAGGAAAAUUAUUAAAGACUUGCAGCAGCUCUGUGAUCAGCACAACUUCACAUUAUUUAACAGCCGACUGGUUCUAAACAUUGUCAGCUACCGGGUGUACAGCAUGUGUAGAAUAAAUUUAUACUGUGUAAAUGACAUAGAUAGCACAUGGUGGAGUCAUUUACGGCGUUUGGUUCACUUCAGUACUGAUGGAAACACCAGAAGAUGGCGGCAGUGUGACACUGAGGAUCAUAAUGAGGACAGCAGCAGCUUAAAGUGGCAGGCAGCACCUGUCAGACAGAACUCAGGGAAAUGCGGUGCUAUGUAGGACCCGGAUUUCCGCUCUGGUUGUGAUUCUCAUAACAGCAACCGUCAGUCUGCAGUUAGUUCUAGCUAGCCUCAAUUAGCUUGUAUUAGCUGAAGUGAAGCUCGGAGUUGAUCUGACGCAUCAGACGGAGUCUUUAAUGUUUGUUGGAUCAAACUGAAACGACUCCACCGGCUAGCUGCUAGCUAACUCCGCUGCUGCUGCUAGCUGCUGUAUCGGUCUCUUCCUAUGGACGACUAGCGCGCUAAAGGUACAAGAUAACUGAGCUAACAGUGCUAACAGCUAGCUGUUGCAUUUGUGAACCUACCUGCUCUGAUGAAAACACCGAGGGGAGACGUUAGCAUGGGCUCAGCUGUAGAGUGAAUAACAGUGUUCUUCUGUCCCAGAGUGAGAAGACGUCUGGUCCAUCAGCACGUGAAUCCUCUUCAGGCUCUGAUCUGAGGUCAGAGUUCACCUUCACUGUGACGGUUUGACAGCAGCCAUGCUGACCUAGAAUCAGCUGUAAGAGCAGAGUAACCAGAGACAGAGACCAUGUCGGAGAACCAGGCCAACAACAACAACAUCCCUCUCAACAACAACAACAACAACAUGGGACCCAACAGGAUCCGAAACCCCAACAUGAACCAGAACCCCCUCAUCAACGUCCGAGACCGCCUCUUCCACGCCCUCUUCUUCAAGAUGGCUGUCACAUACGCCCGCCUGUUCCCGCCGUCCUUCAGGAGAGUCUUUGAGUUCUUUGUCCUGCUCAAGGCACUCUUUGUCCUCUUCAUCCUUGCCUACAUCCACAUUGCCUUCUCUCGCUCGCCCAUCAACUGUCUGGAGGUGGUGAGGGAGCGCUGGCCUCGUGACGGCAUCCUGCGGGUGGAGAUCCAGAGGAACUCCAGCCGAGCCUCCGUCUUCCUGCAGUACUAUGACUCCACAGGCCUCCAGGAGGAGCUGGAGGCUGAGGAGGAGACAGGAGGUGUGGCAGGCCUCAGUCUGGCAGCACUGCAGGACGAGGAGGAGGAAGAGGAGGAGGAGAUGACCCUUGAGAUGUUUGACAACAGCUCAGUGCAGUUUGAGCUGGACAUCGAGCCUCGUCUGAAACCGUCUCUGAUUGGAGGAGGUGUUGGAGGAGCCGCAGGAGGAGGAGGAGGUGUGAAUGACAGCCAGGAAGUCUCCUUCAGCCAGACCACUAAAGGUAUGCAGCCGCUGAAGGACUCAGUGUCUGAGCUGGAGAUGAUGGCCAGAGCAGUGUGGCCUCAGGAGGAGUACAUCGUGGAGUAUUCUCUGGAGUAUGGCUUCCUGCGUCUGUCUCAGAGCACCAGACAGAGACUCAACAUCCCCGUCAUGGUGGUCACUCUGGAUCCGAUGAAGGACGAGUGUUUUGGUGAUGGCUUCAGUCGCUUCCUGCUGGAUGAGUUUCUGGGCUAUGACGACAUCCUGAUGUCAAGCGUGAAGGCGCUUGCUGAGAACGAGGAGAACAAAGGGUUCUUGAGAAAUGUGGUGUCUGGAGAACAUUACCGCUUCGUCAGCAUGUGGAUGGCCAGAACCUCGUACCUGGCUGCCUUCGUCAUCAUGGUCAUAUUUACUCUGUCAGUGUCCAUGCUGCUCAGAUACUCUCACCACCAGAUCUUCGUCUUCAUUGUUGAUCUUCUUCAGAUGUUGGAGAUGAACAUGACCAUUGCCUUCCCAGCAGCCCCUUUGCUCACUGUCAUCCUGGCUCUUGUUGGCAUGGAAGCCAUCAUGUCAGAAUUUUUCAAUGACACGACGACGGCCUUCUACAUCAUCCUCAUAGUCUGGUUGGCUGAUCAGUACGACGCCAUCUGCUGCCACACCAACACGAGCAAACGCCACUGGCUGAGGUUCUUCUAUCUCUACCACUUUGCCUUCUACGCCUACCACUACCGCUUCAAUGGGCAGUAUAGCAGCCUGGCCCUGGUCACAUCCUGGCUCUUCAUCCAGCACUCCAUGAUCUACUUCUUCCACCACUAUGAGCUUCCUGCCAUCUUGCAGCAGAUCCGCAUCCAGGAGAUGUUACUGCAGAACCAGCAGGCAGGUCAGGCCAACCAGACGGCCCUGCAGGACAACCUCAACAACAACCACAGUGCUGCUGCUGCAGCACCAGCACCAGCACCAGCACCAGGACCAGGACCAGCACCAGGACCAGGACCAGGACCAGCACCUGCCAGCACCACCCAGCAAGGGCCUCAGACCAACCCCCAGCCCACUUCCUCCUCUCCAGCAACAGGAGGUGGAGGGGAGGUGAGGGCGGAGCUGAACUGGGUCGCUCAGACGGCCGCCAUCAUCACUGAGGCUCUGUCCUCCAAUCAGAACACCACUUCCUCUGCCAGGGUCAACGGAGGUCAGGGGUCAGCAGGAGCAGCAGAGGUCAGCGUGGUGGCUGAGUUCUGGAUGGGAGCAGCAGGAGGAGGAGGCGGAGGAGGAAGAGGAGGAGAAGCAGAAGGAAGUGAAAAGGAUCAGAAAGUCGUUUCAGUAGAAAUUAAACCUUCAGCAGGAGGAAGUGAUCCUCCAUCCAGCCCUCCAAUCAGAGGGCUGCAGCCGGCUGAGGCUGUGCCCUUGGAGGGGGGGCUCUUGGAGGUGGCCCCCCCACAGACAGACUGCCCCCUCCCACAGAGGUCAGGUAUAGACUGCAGAGCAGAGCAGCAGAGGCCGUCCUGAGAGUCUGACGUCAUCACUUGUCCGACAGGUGCUUCAGUCUGUCAGCUGAUCAGCUGUGAUUGAUUAGUAAUCGGCUCAUCCACAUCUUUAUUUUAAACAAAUGCCUGAUUAAUUGUUUAGUUCAGUGUUUCCCAACCUGAGGGUUGACAAUACAGGUGGUCACAGGAAGAAUUUUAGGGUCCAAACAUUAAAUAACAGCAAUUUUUCAUGUGUUCAAAUUAUAACCGAGACUCUGAUUGGUUCAUCCAGUCAAGGAUCAUUCAGUUAAUCUGAGUCCCGUUCAGUUUAGUGACCCCAACACAACAGCUGAGACUCAGUUCACUGACAGGAAACAAGAAAAAAGACAUGAUGGAUCGCUUUUCCGAUCAGAUCCUACAACAUACGGUUGCUGUCAGAUUACACCGGGUGCGUCCGUGUCGCAUUACGGGUGUAACAUGAUCACGACUGUUUAGCCGCAUCACGGCGUGUUUCAGUCAUUGUCCGUCGGUCUGUCAGUCAACGCGUCAUCUUCCACACACCAGAUUCUAAACGUCUGUCACAGGAACAAAGUAACAAACUGAAACUGAUGUGAAUUUGAUCAGAAUAUUUGGAGGUCAAACAAGUUUUGUUUUUUUUCAGAAUCUCUGUGAAUCUGAAAUAAUAAAUCUCUUCAGACAUGACAGUCAGUGAACGCAUCACAAUUUGUCUUCAUCACCUGAAGCUUGUCUCUAUUUAACAUUCACUCAAUGUUCUCCUGACACCGUCCUCAGGUCCUGUGUGUCACCACUUACGAGCUCACACACACACACACACACACACACACACACACACACACACACACACACACACACAAAAUCACAAUGUCCUGCUGCCACAAACACUCACCAGAGCACCAAAUGUGGAUUCAUUUGCCCUGAAAAUAGUACCCAACAGAAGCACUAUUUCCUUUUGUGUGUGUGUGUGUGUCGCGCACAGACUCACAUGAUGGUAAAAACAAGUCUGAAUUUCUUAACACAAGCUGAACACUGAAACUUAUUUUAUUGAUCAUUUUUAUCAGUUAUUGAUGAGUUAUUGAUCAGCCUGAUCACGUUCUGACAGACUGAAGCAUGAACUCUGAACUGUUAUUUUCUGUUUCCAU
Acanthopagrus latus (yellowfin seabream) is the source of this 4198-nucleotide messenger RNA. It is a transcript of the gene tmem259, whose product is annotated as transmembrane protein 259. The record is from RefSeq and is a predicted model, not a curated record. Bases 952 to 3081 code for a protein of 709 amino acids. NCBI's taxonomy places the organism in Eukaryota, Metazoa, Chordata, Actinopteri, Spariformes, Sparidae. Gene Ontology annotation, cellular component: endoplasmic reticulum. Gene Ontology annotation, biological process: response to endoplasmic reticulum stress; positive regulation of ERAD pathway. The transcript has 12 exons.